UCACAGUCAGACACAAGCAGACUGGUUGAGUGGCAACACACUAUGAGAGGGGGGAAAAAUCUGUGGAAUUGGAAUGAGCUGUUUAAGGGAGCCCUAGCUAGUCUCCCUCUCGGAGGAAGUGGGAAACGUGAGAAAAGCAGCGCCUAUUCUCUGUGAGUAGUUCUGAAAGGAGCACGAGGGGAAAAUACCAUAUCUAGAAAAACGACUCCCUUCAAACCCCUGGAGCUGUGACUGUCCUGAGGAGAACACUCCUCUAACACAUACUCGCCAACGGACUGUGGAGGCGUGAGAAGAGCCGUGGAGAGGAGCAGCUGACGUUAAACAGACAAAGCACAAGGAAGAAGAGAGUAAAAAAUAGCGAACGGGAGGAGAAAAGAUGGAGGCCUUGCUUCCUGUGUUACAGCGGCACCCUGGACUGUCUGUGUUGGUGUGCGCUCUGAUGUUCCGGGUGGCCCACAGACUACUACAGAACCUGCCUGUGCCCAAAGUGGUGGCGGUGGAUGACUUCCGCUCCUGGAAGUGGAGGAACCUCUCGGUCUCUAUGGUCCACUCCCUCCUGACAGGGACUUGGGCUGUGACCUGGUGAGUCACUCGCUGCACUGGGACACCAUUGUUCAUUCACAGUGGAUCCACAUGAUGUUGUGUUACGUAGGGGUGUGUGGAGCAGAGCAGUAACAGUCACUGACAGGGGAGAGGAGAGGGAUGAGCAUGUUCAGACAGGGGAAGGGGUGGGGAGACUAAGGCAUUCUCAAGUGGGGAGGGAAAUAAAUACUUGUUGAACUCUGCAACCCUGUAUAGGCAGCAAGAUGUGUUCAUUUUAUGCUUGUAGUUUAGAGUAGCUGAUUAGGGCAGUAAAUGUUCCCCUUUAUAGUUAAUAACUAUCUAUGUGUCAGAGGUUAUUGCAAAUAGGCAGAUAUUGAGUCAGCAAAGAUGGAGCCUUAAUCAGAUUGAGGCAGUUUAAAAAGCAGAUCUGUUUUGAUAUAAGAAAAGUUGACUUCUUGAGAAUCCACUCAAGUCAAUUAGCCUAACUAAAGUAGUGUCAUGACAUAGACAAAAAAAAAACAACUAUCCUAUCAUAAGAAUGGUGAAGUAGCCCGUUUCAAAGAGAGCAAGUAAGUGAACUGGAAAAACCUGCUGGCUAGAUGACUGUUGUAAAAGCUGUUAUGUGAGGUGGGGACUUCUGAAGGACUACAAAUUGAGCCUCCAUUUAGGGCCAGAUCAGAGCCAUAAAAUAUGUCAUUAUGUUACACACAUUGUUUUUGUAGUACAAGUAGAUAUACAUUAUUAUUAUAUAUAUUUUUUUACAUAUACAGUACCUACGCUACUUGUAUAGCUGACUACAACACAUAUGUACAUAGGCAGGCUAUACGAUAUAGGCUAGUAAUAGAUGUAUCAACAGUUGUUUCAUAAGAAAGUGAAAACAGUUAUUCAACAAGCUGCUUGGACAAGCUGUUGUUCAUGUAGUUCACUGAUUGCCAUACACGUGUUCACCCUAACCUGCUAGAAAGCACCAGGUCACUCAUUAACAAGGGAAUGUACUGUCUUACCGUAGACUUUGCUAUAGACCUUGUUAAGGCAUGUAUAAUCUUGUAAAGAAGCAGGAGAAUCUGUUACCAGAUAGUGAUACUAAGUCUGUGCUUAUUCAAGCUAUUCUCUACACUGAAGGGUUUCCCAAACUCGCUCCUGGGGCCUCCCCUGGGUGCACGUUUUGAUUUUUGCCCUAGCACUACACAGCUGAUUCAAAGCUUGACGAUGAGUUGGUCAUUUGAAUCAGCUGUGUAAUGCUAGGGCAAAAAAACUAAACGGGCCCCCAGGACCGUGUUUGGGAAACCCUGCUCCACAGGAGUGAGCCAUGUGUGUCUGAAUGAGAGGAACUCAGACUUUACUGGCCAUAACCAUGUAUCCCUGUCCUCUCCAGUGUGAUCAUUUGGCCUGAGAUGGCAACCAACAUUCACUCCUUCUACACGGCCCCGGCCUACAUGCUCAUCUGCAUCUCAUCAGGUCAGUCACUACCCCUUUAAGAUGGCUGCUAAAAGAGCUGCGUGUGAAAGAGUUAAAUAAAGGUAAACUGGGAAUGAAUUAACGUUGACCACCACUGGCAUGGGAGAGUGGGGUUCAUCGUGGGGAAUCUGUAAACACUUGAACUUUACUUAUAAUGGCUUCAGUCUGGCUUGAUCAAAUAAAAAAAAGUUAAAAGGCAUGGAGUGAAUUCUGAGCACGUGCUCACACAACACACUGUUGACUAGGCAGGCUGUAAUCUUGAAAGAGGGAGGGAGGAGGGCUUGACAGCUACUUUUCCCCCUUGUUCCUGAUAAUAGCUGGUAUAUCCUGGGAAAAUAGAUACUCUCCCACCUUUCAGUGGCAGCCAGAUAGAGAGAAUGAGCAAUGCAGAUCCACCCAUCUCACCGGGCUUAAAUAGGGGAUGGGCCACACCUUCGGAUUGCUAUGGGCACCAAAACUAAUCCCCUAAAGACCCAGCAGUCUAGAGAGCUGCUGAAAGAUGUGAUGACGAGAUGUGACUAGCGGUGGGUGUUGUUAUUCCGUGUGUCUCGCAUGCAUGUGUAACUGAGGAUGCAGGUCUGAGGAGAGCCAGCCUGACAACUACAAACCUUCAAUUCCAUUGAGACAGAUGGCCAUAAAUAGAGGUUCACACAACACUCAUUUUGAAAUCCUGUCUAAAGCGGUUUCCCUGUUUGCCUUUCAAGAGUAACAUAAACGUCCAUGGUGCUGAUAACUAGGAUGGACUAUGCCAGUACAGUCCAAUAUAUUUCUCUCCACUGAUGUACUUAGGACAGGGAAGUCCUGACCAGUUGUUUAUGGUACUACUGUUAUCAACCCUUUAGAUGGCCUCCAUCAAUUGUUUGGACCUCAAUAAGUAAUCCAUAGAAAUAUAAUAUUGGGCUCUGUUCCAAUAUCCACACUAGCAUAGAAUUAGGAAUUAAGCAAUGUAUUGGGCAUGCAUUCAAAGGGGUAUGCUGGUAUGUACAUUGGAACGUGGCCUAAGAUUAGAUUCUGUAUCUAAGAGCUAUCUAAUAUAUCUGCACAUCGACUCUGUACUGGUACCCCGUGUAUAUAGCUAAGUUAUCGUUACUCAUUGUGUAUUUACUAUGACGUGUUUAACUUUUCUAUUGUUUCUCUAUUUUCUUUCUCUGCAUUGUUGGGAAGGGCCCGUAAGUAAGCAUUUCACUGUUAGUCUACACCUGUUUAUGUGAUGAAUAAAAUUUGAUUUAGAACGCUUCAAAAGGCCUUGAGACUGAGGCAUUGACCUUUACUCUCCUUUGACAGGAUACUUUGUGCAAGAUGCAGGUGACAUCCUCCUAACUGGACACGCAAGAGGAUCCUGGGAGUUCUUAAUUCAUCAUGUCCUGGUAAGAGAAUUGACCUUUUGUUUCAGUUUGUACCUGCUACCUGGUAAGAUAAUUAAUUUAUGGCCUCUUAAUUAUUUUUUGCAGCAGCAGCGACUGCUGGAUUGUGUCUGAAGGUUAGAUACACCAGUAUUUUAAUUCACUGGUUUUAUUUGAUGGCCUUGUGAAACCAGACUGAUCGCUGCGCUCACGCUUUGUUUCAAUUCCCUUCACUUCACGUGAAACAAUGAGAGCUGUGAAGGAAUUUUUAAUAUUGUAUGGUGCUAAGAGUUCCAGUAAAAUCCGCCUAGGAGGAGCGCGGUAUCAGUAGUAGAAUUUUAAAGGUGCUACAGCGAGGGCCUAUUCUGUAAUCUAAAUGAAUGAUCCUGUGUGUCUGUCCCUGACUGCAGGGGAACAACACCCACCAUUAUGUUCGAGCACACAGCCAUGCACUCUCCAUAGACAACCAUUGGCAGUAGAAUGGCCUUAAUGAAGAGCUCAGUGACCUUCAACGUGGCACCGUCAUAGGAUGCCACCUUUCCAACAAGUCAGUUCGUCAAAUGUCUGCCCUGCUAGAGCUGCCCCGGUCAACUGUAAGUGCUGUUAUUGUGAAGUGGAAACAUCUAGGAGCAACAAUGGCUCAGCCGCUCACAGAACGGGACCGCCGAGUGCUGAAGCUCGUAGUGCGUAAAAAUCGUCUGUCCUAAGAUCACAAUGCGCAAUGCCAAGCGUCAGCUGGAGUGGUGUAAUGCUCACCACCAUUGGACACUGGAAACGCGUUCUUUGGAGUGAUGAAUCACGCUUCACCAUCUGGCAGUCUGACGGACGAAUCUGGGUUUGGUGGAUGCCAGGAAAACGCUACCUGCCCGAAUGGAAAGUGCCAACUGUAAAGUUUGGUGGAGGAGGAAUAAUGGCCUGGGGCGGUUUUUCAUGGUUUAGGCUAGGCCCCUUAGUUCCAGUGAAGGGAAAUCUUAAUGCUACAGCGUACAGGAAACAGCAGAGGGUGCACCCCCCUAUCCACAUCGACAGGACCGCAGUGGAGAAGGUGGAAAGCUUCAAGUUCCUUGGCGUACACAUCACCGACAAACUGAAAUGGUCCACACACGCAGACAGUGUGGUGAAGAAGGCGCAACAGAGCCUCUUCAACCACAGGAGGCUGUAGAAAUUCGUCUUGGCACUUAAAACCCUCACAAACUUUUACAGAUGCACAAUUGAGAGCAUCCUGUCGGGCUGUAUCACCGCCUGGUACGGCAACUGCACCGCCCGCAACCACAGGGCUCUCCAGAGGGUGGUGCGGUCUGCCGUACGCAUUACCGGGGGCAAACUACCCGCCCUCCAAGACACAUACAGCACCCGAUGUCACAGGAAGGCCAAAAAGAUCAUCAAGGACAUCAACCACCCGAGCCACUGCCUGUUCACCCCACUAUCAUCCAGCACUGUCGGAGCUAGAAGCACAAGCAUUUCGCUACACCCGCUAUAACAUCUGCUAAACACGUGUAUGUGACAAAUAAAAUGUGAUUUGAUUUCACAAUGACAUUCUAGACGAUUCUGUGCUUCCAACUUUGUGGCAACAGUUUGGGGAAGGCACAAAGCGAGGUCCAUACAGAAAUGGUUUGUCGAGAUCGGUGUGGAAGAACUUGACUGGCCUGCACAGAGCCCUGACCUCAACACCAUCGAACACUUUGGGAUGAAUUGGAAUGCCGACUGCAAGCCAGGCCUAAUCGCCCAACAUCAGUGCCUGACUUCACUAAUGGAAGCAAGUCUCUGCAGCAAUGUUCCAACAUCUAGUGGAAAGCUUUCCCAGAAUAGUGAAGGCUGUUAUAGCAGCAAAGGGACCAACUCCAAUUUUGGAAUGAGAUGUUUGACGAGCAGGUGUCCACAUACUUUUGGUCAUGUAGCAUACAUCCCAAUAUUCUGAUCUUCUCUAACAUGGCCCAUACUGGAACACCUAAAGACCACUAGUUGGGUGCUAGUAUUUUUUGAGGGAUCCAUUAAUCAUGCAGUAUAUUCAAUAUAAAUUGUUAUUUUAUUCCCCCCCCCCAUAGUUUUACUUUGCAAAGAUUACAGUAUCCCAAUCACCCAAGGUGCAGAGUGCCAUUAACCCCUUUCUCUCUGUCCUUCCCUACCUCAGGUGCUCUGGUGCUUCCUGUAUGCUCUGUACUCGCACCUCUACGUGGCCGGUACUGUGGUGGCUCUCUUCGUGGAGGUUAAUAGUGUCACCCUGCAUUUGAGGCUAAUGCUGAAGCUAGCAUCACAGCAGUCGUCCCCUCUGUACCAAAUCAACAAAUUCCUCAACCUCUUCACCUACGUUGUCUUCCGCCUCAGCGCCCAGUUCUACCUCACGUAUUACAUCAUCCAGAACUACUCCUGGAUGGACAAAGGAGGCUACUUCCUGAUUACCAUGACCCUCAUGAAUACCAUGAUCCUGGUCUACUUUUAUCGUCUUCUCCGCGCCGACUUCUUCCCCCGGAGCAGGGCUCACGUGGAGCAAAAUGGCACCCGCAACAACAACAUCAAAAGAUUCCUCACUGAAUGACACGGAGAGCGACAUGGCCGUAUACCAGCUGUUGCGUUUGUGUUUUAUUGUUGUUGGUUUGUUCGGUUACUGAUAUUGUCGUGGAAAUUAUUUUACACAGGGACACUCGAAGUAAAUCUUAAAUGAAUCAUAGUUUAUUUGUCAGCACGCUGGAGAGCUUCCAACCAACUCAAUGCACCAUAAUACACAUGUAUGUCAGAAGCUCUGCUGGGGCAGUCCCAGCAGUCGUCUUAUAUAUGGCUAUACACAGACAAGUUAUAUUUGCAUGAUUUAGCAUAAUUAAUUCAUCAUUACCGUUUUGUUUCCUCCAUGUGACCGACUGGUUCAUAACAUGUAACAGACCAACACUCACUAGGCUUCUUCUCUCUAAGCUGAGACCUUGAAACUGAGAUAUAUUUCAUUCUCAAAACAAGGUCUGGGAAUACU
Messenger RNA from Coregonus sp. 'balchen', 6306 nucleotides. The record is from the annotation of a GenBank genome assembly. NCBI's taxonomy places the organism in Eukaryota, Metazoa, Chordata, Actinopteri, Salmoniformes, Salmonidae.